UUGAGUCUCCAAUCUUCGAUAAUGAUAUGUGGCGAUCUGGAAUUCACAAUCUACCAAACUGUGUCAGCUCGAUCUCUUUCAGUCAGUGGAAACAAAUAGUUCAGAUCUAGCUAGAUUAUCUUGAGCAGCAUAUAUACGAUCUGCUUGCAGUUUUUACAUGCUCAACUCCUGCCUAAUUCCUUCAAGAUGAUAAGUUUAGGAGAUCUCUACAACGUGCUGAGUGCGGUUGUGCCUCUGUACGUCGCCAUGUUCUUGGCCUUUGCCUCAGUGAGGUGGCGGAAGGUGUUCACUCCCGAGCAAUGCGCGGGCAUCAACCGCUUCGUGGCCAUCUUCGCGAUUCCACUCCUCUCCUUCGAGUUCAUUUCCCGGAUCAAUCCUUUCAAGAUGAACUUCAGGUUCGUCGCGGCGGAUGCGGUUUCUAAAGUGCUAGUCUUGUCGCUCCUCCUCGUGUGGGCUAGGUUUUGUCGAAGGGGAAGCCUCGACUGGUCCAUCACUCUCUUCUCGCUCUCCACGCUUCCCAACACGCUCGUGAUGGGGAUUCCACUCCUCAAGUCCAUGUAUGGAGAUGAGCAGGAAGGCCUGAUGAUCCAAGUCGUGGUUCUCCAGAGCAUCAUUUGGUACACGAUUCUGCUGGUCUUGUUUGAGUACAGAGCCGCAAGGAGUGCCAUAUUGCAGCAGGAGAACGGUGAACCAGUGCCGGAUUCCGGGCGGCUGAGCAUGGAGGAGCAGCGUGCCCAAGAACUCCGCAUCUUUGUCUGGCCAUGCUGCUGCUGCAACUCUCGAGGCAAGCGAUCAGUGCAAGUAUUCAACGGAGGAGAAGAGAGUGAUCAGCGAGAGGGGGAUGAUGAGGCUGCAGUGGAUUCCACCACGCAAUCAGGCAUGAUUCGAUCGAUCUUACAAAUGGUUGUGUCCAAGCUCAUCAGAAACCCAAACACAUAUGCCUGUCUACUGGGACUUAGCUGGGCUCUGGCUUCUAGCAGAUGGAGUUUGAAGAAGCCUCGGAUUAUCGAUAAUUCCGUCACCAUUCUAUCGAAUGCCGGUCUCGGCAUGGCCAUGUUCAGCUUAGGACUUUUCAUGGCAUUGCAACCGAGGAUUAUACCUUGCGGCCGGAAGCUCGCGGUGUGCGGGAUGAUCAUGAGGUUCCUCGUUGGACCUGCUGUGAUGGCAAUAGCUUCUUUUGGGGUUGGCAUAAGAGGAACAACUCUUAGGGUAUCCAUAGUUCAGGCUGCACUUCCACAAGGGAUUGUGCCAUUUGUAUUUGCCAGGGAAUACAAUCUGCAUCCGGAGGUGUUAAGCACAGGGGUUAUCUUUGGGAUGAUUGUGUCGUUGCCAGUGACUGUAUUGUACUAUGUGCUCUUCGGCUUGUGAAAGUGAAAGAUUAACAAAGCGAAAGAGGCAAUUACAGAGACUUAACGUUAUCUUCUAGUUCAAGAACUGAAUUUUUGAGAAUUAUACGUGAGCUGAGAGGAUUCUUAAUGCGAGAAUAACUGCAUUAUUGAUACGGGUCAACAGAGCAAACUUCCGACGAUAAUAACUUUCGACUUGGACAUUAAAACGAGAUGAUGUUCGAUUUGAAUCGAAACUCGUUCAUUGGAACUUGUUACUAGCCAACUUUUAGAUCUUAAAAAUAUCGUUUAAGGCCUUUUCGAAGACUGAAUAUUUUUUUUACUAUGUUGUUUAGUAAAUUUCAUAUUUUUGGUAUUUUUGUUAUGCAAUUAGUGUUUUGGGUCUAUAUGUAAGUGUCUUGUUUACUUGUUUUGAGACCGUUUUGAUUAUUACUAUUUUUAGUUGUAGUCUCCUUCUAAGAA
Molecule: messenger RNA, 1808 nt
Organism: Zingiber officinale
Lineage: Eukaryota; Viridiplantae; Streptophyta; Magnoliopsida; Zingiberales; Zingiberaceae
Product: auxin efflux carrier component 3-like
Exons: 5
Coding region: 187-1368 (393 amino acids)
Biological process (GO): auxin polar transport; auxin export across the plasma membrane
Cellular component (GO): endoplasmic reticulum; plasma membrane
Molecular function (GO): auxin efflux transmembrane transporter activity
Source: RefSeq, a predicted model, not a curated record